This is a messenger RNA of Argiope bruennichi, 2199 nucleotides long. RefSeq names its product thyrotropin-releasing hormone receptor-like. The transcript has 4 exons. Gene Ontology annotation, cellular component: membrane. The record is from RefSeq and is a predicted model, not a curated record. The coding region runs from base 265 to 1416 and encodes 383 amino acids. Gene Ontology annotation, biological process: G protein-coupled receptor signaling pathway. Lineage: Eukaryota; Metazoa; Arthropoda; Arachnida; Araneae; Araneidae. Gene Ontology annotation, molecular function: thyrotropin-releasing hormone receptor activity.
GAACUAGUGAGCAUCUAAAAGUUUUGAAAAUUUGAAAACAUAAAAACUUUAUAAAUAAUUGUAUAAAACUUAUAUCAUUAUUUUUGAAAAGUCUCUUCAAACAUUUAAGAAAUUUUAUGAUAAAAAAAUCGACAUUUGCGUAAAAGUAAGCAAAUAUUAUUGUUUGAUAAAGAAAUUAAAUAAAACUAAAUUGAAACUUUCAAAACAUAUUUGAAUUGAAUCGCAAAUCUUGAAAAUCAGAGAAUACACCAACAGAAAUUAACCAUGAUUGACUGUGACAACAACAGCUCUACAUUUUUUGGAACUGAUUGUAAUUCGACUUUUCUGUAUGCUGGAUUGGGCAACUCGACGUACAAUGAGACUCAAAUUGACACUGGUCCAGAAUAUUUGGACCCUUCUUACUAUUCCAUAAACUAUAGAAUAGUGGGAACUGUUUUCCAAGGAAUAGUCUUCAUUGUUGGUGUAUUGGGAAACAUAAUGGUUGUGAUUGUGGUUUGGCAAACCAGAAGUAUGCACACACCAACCAAUUGCUAUCUGGUCAGCUUGUCGAUUGCUGAUUUUAUGGUUCUUAUAGCAUCGGUCCCAAAUGAAAUUUUGGCCUACUACUUAUUGGGUGAUGAAUGGGUCUGGGGCCGUUGGGGAUGUGCAAUAUUCAUCUUCCUCCAGUACCUUGGCAUCAACGCUUCCUCUCUGUCGAUAACGGCGUUCACUGUGGAGCGGUACAUCGCCAUAUGUCAUCCGAUGAAGGCCCAGUUCAUUUGCACAGUUCAAAGAGCAAAGAAGAUCAUCUACGGAGUCUGGAUAUUCGCCUGUAUCUACUGCAGUCCUUGGCUUUUUCUCACCAAAACGCAACCGAUCUACUACAAAGGAUACGAGAAUAUGGAAACAUGCACCUUCGCAUUGUCUAGGAAUCUGUAUGUUGGCUACUUCCUUGCUGAUUUGGUCCUGUUCUACAUCUUACCAUUGAUUCUGUCAUGCGUCUUGUACAGUUUGAUUGCGAGGAUCCUUUUCUCCAAUGAAAUUCCGAAGACACCGGGCAAGAAGAAUGGAACCGCGGCCAAUUUGAAUUCUGGAGAUUCUAAGAAGACAAGCAGCAGCAUGAACGCAAGGGUACAGGUUGUUAAGAUGCUAGUCGUUGUGGUUGCUCUUUUCGCCACAUUGUGGUUCCCAUACCGCUUCCUUGUGGUCUACAACUCAUUCGCUACUCACCGCUACAUGGAGUUAUGGUUCCUCAUGUUCUGCAAGACCAUGAUAUUUAUCAACAGCGCCAUCAAUCCUAUUCUGUAUAAUGCGAUGUCUAUCAAAUUCAGGAAGGCUUUCAAGCGAUUGCUCUCAUGUGGACAAAAGGCAAGACCAAACAUACCAACAAGGUAUACCACAGUGACUACAGCUGUCAUGGUGGACGACGCCGUCUGAACGAUGAUCUCAAAUAUCUUGCACAUGCCCGUAUCCCUUGCUUCAAGUGUUGUGAACCCCACAUAUUUUCUUGUACACAAGUAUCGCAAGACCUAUUGAAAAGAUAGAUAAUUGGUGUAUUGUUGCAUGCAAAUGUGUGAUGAUCGAUGUUUAUAUGAUAUGAUGCGUGUUAUGUAAUUUUUCGAUAUUUCACGAAGCUGUAAAAUGUUUGCUAUAAAUAACUGAAAUUCUCUUAUGGAGUUUUAGUUAUUUUCUUAAUUAUAUAAUUUGAGAAUAUGUGUCUGUAGGAGGGAAUAAAAAUAGAAAUGUAAACUUUCUUCUUGGACGCUGUUUUUAAAAGUUGAGAUAAUAAUUUCUUUUUAGAUUAUUUUAUUUUUAAAUGAUUUUAUUUUCAUCUAAGUGGCCGCAAAUGAAAAUGAACUUAUUAAAUGAAUUUCAGAAGAACUUUUAGAAUAAAAAUUAUUAGACUUGUGAUUUCACUAAGAAAAAAUCAGAAAAAGACAAUGUUUAUUAUGUUGGAAAUGGUUGAAAAAGAAAGGAAUAGAUAAAUCUAUUUUAAAUACGUCUACAUAUUGUGAGCCAUUUCUUCGAUGCAUAAAAUAACAUUUGCAGAACAAUGAAAAUUAUUUUUAUCAAAGAAUGUACUUAUUAUUAUUGUAAGAAAAACUAUUUAUCAAUGGUGAAUAAACGAUCAAAAGAAAAGUAUGGAACUGUAAGUAAGAUAGCAUAGUGUUUAAAAAUUAAAAUUAUAUAAAAUAUUUAUUCCAGAAAGGAAAUAAAAAU